AUGGCUGGACAGCCUUCAAAUAAUCGGGACGACUUACUUCUCGAUUUACACGAUGAACAACCAAUUUACCACACCGGGCAGCGCGCCCCUAUGAAUGAUGACGACCUUUUGCGCGCCUACAAUGCAGAUCAUGAUGAGUCGAACCCCAGACCUUCAAUUUCUUACGACAACUUCGUUGGCGCACCAUCUCCUUCUACGCCAUCUACCACCAACAAUCUCCCAGGAGGGCCUGGCUAUCAACCGAGUGGAGCACAACCGCCAUACAUUCAUGCAAACUCAGCAUCAUACAGUCAAACUUCAGGAUUGAAUAAUUAUCAACGAUAUGCGGAUGAUUUGGACGAUUUCCCGGAUGAUGGGCAUUCUUCGGAGUAUUAUCAACAUGGAACAGCAAUUCCUGGUGAUGGGGCAGAAAUGAGGGGUCAUGGUCGAAAUCGCAGUAGCAUAAUGAGCUUGGGAGGUGGAAUCAUGGGCAAGGCGAAGAGUAUGUUUGGAAUGGGGGCUGAGUAUUCGGAAAUGGAUCUACCAUUGACUGAAGCCGGGGCGAGGAAUCGAGCAGAUACACAUGAACCUGAAACGCCUGUACAAUCUGAAAGUAAGCUGGGGAAAUUCAAAUUUGGAUUUGGUAGAGGAAAGCCAGAUCCUUCAACUCUUGGUCCCAGAAUUAUACAUCUCAACAAUCCCCCUGCCAACAGCGCAAGCAAAUAUGUGGAUAAUCACAUAUCUACAGCCAAGUACAACGCUGCGACCUUUCUACCGAAGUUCUUGUUCGAGCAGUUUUCUAAAUUUGCCAAUCUAUUCUUCUUGUUUACUGCAGCAUUGCAACAGAUUCCCGAUAUUUCCCCAACGAACCAAUACACCACCAUCGGACCUUUGAUCUUGGUCCUCUUGGUAUCUGCCGGUAAAGAAGUAGUUGAGGACUACAGGAGAAAAACAUCUGAUACUUCGCUGAACAAUUCAAAGGCUCGUGUUUUACGCGGGUCUUCAUUCGCGGAUACUAAAUGGAUCAAUGUUUCAGUUGGCGACAUCGUUCGUGUAGAAUCCGAAGAGUCAUUUCCUGCAGAUAUUAUUUUACUAGCCAGUUCGGAACCGGAGGGACUAUGCUAUAUUGAGACUGCCAAUCUAGACGGUGAGACUAAUCUCAAAAUCAAGCAGGCCAUUCCAGAAACAUGUGUGAUGGUCAGUUCCAACGAACUUAGUAGAUUGGGCGGAAAGCUACGAUCGGAACAACCGAACAGCAGUCUAUAUACCUAUGAGGGUACACUUACCGUGGCUGCUGGCGGUGGAGAGAAGGAGCUUUCUUUGCAACCAGAUCAACUUUUGCUCAGAGGUGCAACACUACGUAACACUCCCUGGAUUCACGGAGUUGUUGUAUUUACUGGUCACGAAACCAAGCUUAUGCGGAAUGCGACGGCAACGCCGAUAAAGAGAACUGCCGUGGAGCGCCAACUCAAUAUUCUGGUUCUAAUGCUCGUAGCUAUCUUGAUCGCGUUGAGCGUCAUAAGUUCAUUGGGUGAUGUUAUAGUUAGAUCAGUCAAGGGAGCAGAAUUAAGCUAUCUUGGUUAUUCUGCUUCAAUCACCUCGGCGAAAAAAGUCUCGCAAUUUUUUUCUGAUAUAGCCACUUAUUGGGUUCUGUAUUCUGCUCUGGUACCAAUUUCUCUUUUCGUCACUAUUGAAAUGGUCAAAUACUGGCAUGCAAUUUUGAUCAAUGACGAUCUCGACAUGUAUCAUGACAAGACUGAUACCCCAGCUGUCUGUCGAACAUCGAGUUUAGUCGAAGAACUUGGUAUGGUAGAAUACAUUUUCUCAGACAAAACUGGAACAUUAACAUGUAAUCAAAUGGAAUUCAAGCAAUGCUCUAUCGGUGGGAUUCAAUACGCAGAGGAUGUGCCAGAAGAUCGCCGAGCCACCAAUAUCGACGGUCAGGAGGUCGGGGUUCAUGACUUUCAUCGACUUAAGGAUAAUCUCAAAACGCAUGAGUCGGCUUUAGCUAUUCAUCACUUUCUUGCCCUUUUAUCUACUUGCCAUACCGUUAUCCCUGAACGAUCUGAUGAGAAGGGCGGAGCUAUCAAAUACCAAGCAGCAUCUCCCGACGAAGGCGCUCUGGUCGAAGGUGCUGUUUUGAUGGGUUACCAGUUUACUGCACGCAAGCCAAAAUCUGUACAGAUAAGUGUAGGGGGGGAGACUUAUGAAUAUGAGCUUCUUGCGGUUUGCGAAUUUAACUCAACGAGAAAGCGAAUGUCGGCAAUUUUUCGAUGUCCAGAUGGACAAAUCAGAUGCUACUGCAAAGGGGCUGAUACUGUUAUCUUGGAACGGCUUGGUCCAGACAACCCCCAUGUUGAGGUCACACUUCAGCAUUUGGAAGAAUAUGCUUCUGAGGGUCUAAGAACACUUUGUCUGGCAAUGCGAGAAAUUCCUGAGAAUGAGUUUCAAGAGUGGUGGUCAGUCUUUGAUAGAGCACAAACUACCGUCAGUGGUAAUCGUGCUGACGAAUUGGAUAAAGCUGCUGAAAUUCUGGAGCGGGAUUUUACGUUACUUGGAGCCACAGCGAUUGAAGAUCGUCUGCAAGAUGGUGUUCCCGAGACGAUCCAUACUCUACAAGAGGCCGGCAUCAAGGUCUGGGUAUUGACCGGAGAUCGCCAAGAGACUGCUAUCAACAUUGGAAUGAGUUGCAAGCUGAUCAGUGAAGAUAUGACUCUUCUCAUCGUCAACGAGGAAACAGCAAUGGAUACUAGGAACAAUAUACAAAAGAAGCUCGAUGCCAUACGAACACAAGGUGAUGGCACCAUUGCUAUGGAAACUCUUGCUUUGGUUAUUGAUGGAAAGUCUUUAACUUAUGCUCUUGAAAAGGAUUUGGAGAAAGACUUCCUUGAUCUUGCUGUUAUGUGUAAAGCUGUCAUAUGCUGUCGUGUAUCUCCACUUCAGAAGGCUUUGGUCGUCAAGCUCGUCAAACGCAAUAAGAAAUCUAUCCUAUUGGCCAUUGGUGAUGGAGCGAAUGAUGUCUCAAUGAUUCAAGCAGCCCACAUUGGUGUUGGUAUCAGUGGUAUGGAAGGUCUACAGGCCGCCAGAAGUGCUGAUGUUGCGAUCGGACAAUUCAGAUAUCUGCGUAAACUUCUCCUAGUUCAUGGCGCAUGGAGUUACCAACGAGUUAGCAAAGUUAUUCUCUAUUCUUUCUACAAAAACAUCACGCUAUACAUGACACAAUUCUGGUAUUCAUUCCAAAACGUUUUCUCUGGAGAAGUCAUCUACGAAUCCUGGACGCUAUCAUUUUACAACGUCUUCUUUACAGUGCUCCCUCCACUUGCAAUGGGUAUCUUUGAUCAAUUUAUAUCUGCUCGACUUCUCGAUAGGUAUCCGCAACUUUAUCAACUGGGUCAAAAGAAUACCUUUUUCAGACAACAUUCAUUCUGGGCCUGGAUUGGUAACGGUUUCUAUCAUUCUUUGAUUCUAUACAUCGCCUCGGAACUUAUCUGGUGGCGUGAUUUGCCCCAGGGCGACGGCAAAACAGCGGGCCAUUGGGUAUGGGGUACAGCACUCUAUACUGCAGUCUUGGCAACUGUUCUUGGAAAAGCAGCUCUAGUAGUAAAUGUUUGGACAAAAUAUCACGUUAUUGCCAUACCUGGCAGUAUGCUAAUCUGGAUCAUUUUUAUCGCUGUGUAUGCUACGGUGGCGCCUAAGCUCGGCUUCUCCAUGGAAUACGGGGGUGUUAUACCGCGAUUAUUUGGAAGUCCUGUCUUCUGGAUUCAAGGUUUGGCAUUGCCUAUGUUAUGCUUGCUGAGAGACUUUUCAUGGAAAUACGCUAAACGGAUGUAUUAUCCACAAUCCUACCACCAUAUCCAAGAGAUCCAGAAAUACAACAUUCAAGAUUAUAGACCAAGAAUGGAGCAAUUUCAGAAAGCCAUUCGCAAGGUUCGUCAAGUUCAGCGUAUGCGUAAACAGCGUGGUUAUGCCUUCUCUCAGGCGGACGAAUCGCAAACCAGAGUGCUACAAGCAUACGAUACGACGAAGGAGAGAGGAAGGUACGGAGAGAUGGCGAGUUCAAAUAGGAAUCGUUGA
This is a messenger RNA of Botrytis sinoallii, 4053 nucleotides long. RefSeq lists its product as uncharacterized. Lineage: Eukaryota; Fungi; Ascomycota; Leotiomycetes; Helotiales; Sclerotiniaceae. Gene Ontology annotation, molecular function: ATP hydrolysis activity; ATPase-coupled intramembrane lipid carrier activity; magnesium ion binding. The coding region runs from base 1 to 4053 and encodes 1350 amino acids. The transcript is spliced from 4 exons. The record is from RefSeq and is a predicted model, not a curated record. Gene Ontology annotation, biological process: phospholipid translocation; endocytic recycling; post-Golgi vesicle-mediated transport. Gene Ontology annotation, cellular component: plasma membrane.